GUGAACUUAUUCGGCAGGAAUUAUAUCACGAGACACAUUAUAUUAAGUCUUAUCACGGAGAAUAUGCAUUGAAUUAAUAGAAGAAGUCGGACAAAAGAAGACUGCAUUUCUCAAUAUAAACCCCAAAGUUUGUUUAAUGUGAUUUUAAACAAGAUUGUGUUUAUUAUUAUUAGCAGAAGUGGUAAUGACAAUUCAAGUCUUCAGCUGUUUAAGAUUUAAAGAGAUGUAGAAAUCCCGAAGAAUCCGUAAUCUCAAGGAGUUGUGCUUGAACAUCGGUGAGGCGCGCGGCAUCGACUUUGGUUUUAUUCAGCCUCCACCCAACAGGGGGCGCGAUGCCACAGAAAAGCUGAAAAACAUGAUCAGCAAAACCUUUCUAGGUUACAUGACAAUCGAUAGUUAGGAACUGGUGAGACGUUUUUGUGUGUGCAUAACCCGCAUUUGCUUUUAAUUUUCAAACUGUAUUUAUGUGUGUGAUUGUUUUGACAUGAUCCUAUGGUUGUCAUGGCAGACGGAUUGGACGUGCUAAAAACAUGCUUAAAACAUUUCUCUGAAGAGGCUCGGGAGCUCUACCUGAACAAAGAUGUGCCAUAUUUAGAGUGCCCCCCAUCUCCUCUGGAGUUUUAUCGGGAGUGGAUUGGCCCAAACAAACCCUGUAUCAUUCGCAAUGCAUUCAACCACUGGCCAGCCUUGUGCAGGUGGAGUCCUGCUUACCUCCGGGAGAGAGUGGGCUCAAAGGUGAUCAGUGUCGCUGUCACUCCAAAUGGCUAUGCCGAUGCAGUAUGCGGUGAUCGAUUCGUCAUGCCUGAGGAGCGGCACAUGCCCUUUUCCUCUGUCCUGGACAUCAUGGAGCGGAAGGUGGAGAGUGAGGGAGUGUUCUAUGUGCAGAAGCAGUGCUCCAACCUGACUGAGGAGCUCCCUGAGCUCACAGAGGACUUGGAAACUCACAUCCCCUGGAUGAGUGAGGCCCUAGGGAAGAAGCCUGACGCUGUGAACUUCUGGCUGGGAGACUCUGCUGCUGUUACAUCAUUGCACAAGGACCACUAUGAGAACUUGUACUGCGUGAUCACAGGAGAGAAGCACUUCAUUCUCAUCCCCCCAUCAGACAGGCCCUUCAUUCCAUAUGAGCUGUACCAGCCCGCCACAUUCAGCCAGGGGGAAGAUGGCACGUUCGAAGUGGUGGAUGAGCAGAACGCUGACAAGGUGCCUUGGAUUCCUGUGGACCCUCUGAGCCCUGACUAUGAGCGUUACCCAGAGUACAGGCAGGCCAGACCUCUGAGCUGUACAGUGAGAGCUGGGGAGAUGCUCUUCCUACCUGCGCUGUGGUUCCACCACGUCAGGCAGUCUCAUGGCUGCAUUGCAGUCAAUUUCUGGUAUGACAUGGAGUUUGAUAUCAAGUAUAACUACUUCCAGCUGUUGGAUUCCCUGUCCAGGGCAGUUGGUCAGCUGGAGAAAGACUGAAGGAAGAUAUCCCCCUAAUGGAAUUCCACAAGACCCUCUUUGAGCCACUUCAUGAACUGGCUAAACAGCAAAUCCUGUUGAGGACACCUCCAGACAACCUCAUGUGCUUUCCUGUUGUCUUUCAAAUGUCAGACUUCCUAUUAUUAAAACAAACAGAGGCAGGCCUGUUUUAAGUAUGAAUGGAAAAAAUGACAACAGUGGUAUUCCAGUUGAUAUCAGCUAUGCAAAGAAUAACUUAUACAUUUCAAUAAUUUUUUAGAAGUCAUAUUAUGUAGUACUUCACUACAUACUGUCCUUUUUUGACUGUUAGCCACAUACCAGGAUCAUUGUAACCGUGUACUAUGACUUCAGAGUGAAUUCCAGCCUACGAACUCAUGCAGAUGCCUUCUUUUAUCAUCACUAGUAUCAGGAUCAUGUGAAACACAAGAAAGAAGAGUAAUAAAUAUUUAUUUUUUUUAAGAGAAUCUUGAGGGAUAUACAGUACAAACACUAUGAAGGUAGAAACACUGUUUAAGCCAGCGUGAGAACAGUAACACAGCUUAAAAUAGGCUGCCUAAAAAAGACAAUUGUUCCUGGUCCACCAUAAACAAAGUAUUAAGACAAAGUCAGAAAGUAAUGGGGAGGUUUAAAACUGAAAACCAAGACCUCUUUUAGCUUCUUUAGGAAUAAUGCGAAUACCCUCAUACAAUAAAUGGGUCAUUACAUCA
Lepisosteus oculatus (spotted gar) is the source of this 2165-nucleotide messenger RNA. RefSeq names its product jumonji domain containing 7 (gene jmjd7). NCBI's taxonomy places the organism in Eukaryota, Metazoa, Chordata, Actinopteri, Semionotiformes, Lepisosteidae. Gene Ontology annotation, molecular function: 2-oxoglutarate-dependent dioxygenase activity. The record is from RefSeq and is a predicted model, not a curated record.